Molecule: messenger RNA, 1242 nt
Organism: Eruca vesicaria subsp. sativa (arugula)
Lineage: Eukaryota; Viridiplantae; Streptophyta; Magnoliopsida; Brassicales; Brassicaceae
Source: the annotation of a GenBank genome assembly
AUGACCCAGAGACCUAAUUCGAAUCCUUCUCUCAGCCGCUUCCCACUUCCUUUCACCGGAAAUAGAGUCGGAACUCCUCCUCCUCCUCCUCCCCCGUUCCCUCCCUUCUCUCAACCCAUGGAGGAGCGAAACGACGCCGGAUACAGCCCUUCUCUGCCUCCGUCACCGUUCAGUACCAUGCAUCAUUCUACUUCAACGGUGGUGGUAGCAGGAGGAGGCAGGGAGAAUCUACCUCCCAGAAAGUCUCAUAGGCGUUCCAACAGCGAUGUUACGUUUGCGAUGAUGCCUCGCACUCUAAUAAACUCUCCUAUCCCUUCCAAGUCUCUAGACCGAUCAAUCAUCUCCGGUUCAGAUUGGUCUAGUUUGGUCAAGGACGAACCACGUCAACCAGAGAGCGAAUCAUCUACUAUGGACGAUAUUAUAAGGGCUUAUAUCAAUCUUGAUAACGUUGAUGCCUUGAACUCUUUUGGCAAGACUACUGAGAUAGAGAGCAUUAGAGGGGCGAGAAACAGCACUGACUCUGAAGUUGAGGGCACUGACAAUGUGAAGGGAUUGAAGAGGAGAGCUGGCGGCGGCGGCGGAGACAUUGCUCCUCCCACUAGUAGACACUACCGGAGUGUUUCCAUGGAUAGCUCUUUCAUUCCCAAAUUGAACUUUGGUGAUGAAAAGCUUCCGCUUCCAUCAAUUAAAGUUUCUCCAACCAAUUCAGGUGACGCAAAUUCGAAUGCUGCUUAUAGUGUGAGUGCGUUUAGUGCAGCUGAUAUGAAGAAGAUCUCAGCUGAUGUGAAACUCGCUGAGAUUUUUAUGGUUGACCCUAAGCGUGUCAGAAGAAUGUUAAAGAACCGUGCGUCUGCUGCACGCUCAAAGGAGAGGAAGACACAAAAAACGGCAGAGUUACAACACAAGGUGCAGACUCUGCAGAAUGAAAACUUUCUAUUAUCAGCUCAGCUCACGAAUUUGCAGAGAGAUUCGAUAGGGUUGCAGAACGAGAACAGAGAGCUCAAGUUCCGUCUUCAAGCUAUGGAGCAGCAGGCACAACUCCGCGAUGCUCUGUCUGAGAGACUGACUGAAGAAGUCCAGCGAUUGAGACUUGUGACUGGUGAGCCAAGCCGCAGCAUGGAAUCGAAGACGUCACUAAGCCCGGAGAUGUUUCCGCAGCAGCUUAGGAUUAGCCAGUUGCAACAGCAGCAGCAUUCCAAUCAGAAUAGCACCAUGAAAGCAUAUCUUGCAUCAACCGAAUAG